UUGUUCAAGAAAAUCAAGAUGGCAUCCGAAACUAUAGCGAGAAUGCUGUGUCAAAUGAACGUGCGAUGUAAAUAGUGAAAAUUAAAGUGCGUGUGAGUUUAUUUGGAACGACAAUAUAGUAUUGUGACGUAACGUGCACAAACAUUGAAAAAUCGGUACAAUUUUAAUCAACGUUUGGCGAAGACGCCCGACGUGACGCCCACGGUAUUCACCAAGGCGUCAUCGUCAGCGAACUCAGCAUUAAAAAAAACUCCUGGUGAUGCAGAGAAAGUUAACAACGAAUUUCACGUUGUCAACUCGAAUUUACAUAUUCUUCCUCUAAAAAUUCGCGGCAUGUCGCAUCACAGCAACACCAAAGACACAAACAAAGCUACCAGUCUUCCUCGUGAGCCUGAGGAAGAAAGUAAACAUCUAGAAACUGUGUCAGCUAGUUAUCCAUCACUGGAACAUUCUACAUUUUCUCAUCAUGCUCGAGAAGAGGAAAAUUCAGAAACAGUAUGUCAGGAGGAAGAUGAAAAAGUAUUCUCUGUCCAUACUGACAUUACCAACACCAGUGAUAUUAUCUGUGAAAAUAAAAAACAAGUGUUUCCGGUGAUAAUAGAGGAAUGUGGGAAUAUUUCUAGUAAAAACUCACAACUUGCCGAAAGUCCACAAAGUAGUGGCGCAGUUUUAAAUAGUCCUCCAAGUCCUGAUUUUCCACCUCGUGUUACAAAUGAUCAUGGCCUGGUUCCAAUAAGUUCAUCAACAGCUGUACCAUCGACAAAAAUUACAAUGGAUACAGCAAAAUUAUCAUUACCCGAUGUAAAAAAUGAAAAUUGUCCAACAAUGGAGAAAAUGACAAAAAUCCUCGAUUUGGAAGAUAAUAAAAUGAAUCCAGUGAAAUUGGAAAAUGAGAAUAUCAUCGUUGAAUCGAAUAUAAUUAAAAAUGAAACAGAAAUAAAAAUUGAAUCGAACGAAUGUAAAUUAAAUCAUGUUAUAACGUUACAAAAAACAGAAUCAAAACAUAAACACGAGUCUUCCGGUGAUCAAAGUGGACAAAAUAAAUCACAUUCAUCAUCGUCGUCAUCGUCUUCCUCGAAGGACAAACGAAAAGAACACAGUAGACAUCAUUGUACACGUUGUUAUAGACGUAGUAAAAUAAAACGAGCAAAUAUUGGAAUUCAAUGUAAACGUGAUAGAAAUUCAUUUUCUCAACAUCAUAAAAUACUUUCGCCAAAUCCACAAAAGGGCAAUCAUGAUAAUUUAAGGUUAAAUUUACAAACAAAAAUGUGUGAAACACUUGAUAAAGGAAAAAUUAAACACGAAUCACUACAAGGACUCAAAUAUAAGGAUUUUAUUCAUAUAGAAACUUAUCCGAAUGGUGGUGCUACUGUUGUACACAUGUAUCAAGAUGAAAUUGAUAUUUUGUCUAAUGACGAAGUCGAAGAAUUGGCACAGGAAUAUUUUAAGGUUGUUUUUGGCGAAGAUGAGAAUGGAAAUGCUCAUCAUGUUAUGGGAAUAGUUCAUAAUGCCGCUGCUUAUUUGCCGGAUCUUCUUGAUCAUAUGGCAAUGCAUUAUCCAACUUUGACUGUUAAAAAUGGUGUUUUGGGAAGAAACAGUGAUAUUGAAACAACAACAAUGUUACAGUAUAAAGAUCAAAUUUGCAAAUCCUAUAGUAAUGGUACUAUACGAUAUGGACCAUUGCAUCAAAUUAGUCUCGUUGGAACUGUUCAUGAAGAAGUUGGUGGCUAUUUUCCUGAUGUUUUGAAAAAAUUAGAGGAGAAUGUCUUUUUAAGAUUGACAAUGCCAUGGGGUCCAUUAUCAGCGGUGACGAUGGAAAGUCCACAAGAAUCAAAUGACGGUCCAAUACUUUGGAUACGACCUGGUGAACAACUUGUACCAACUGCUGAUAUAAAUAAAAGUCCCUGUAAACGACGUAGAACGGGAAUAAAUGAACUUCGUAAUUUACAAUAUUUGCCACGAUUAAGUGAAGCCCGGGAAUAUAUGUUUGAGGAUCGAACACGUGCACAUGCUGAUCAUGUAGGACAUGGUUUGGAUAGAAUGACAACAGCUGCUGUUGGUGUUUUAAAAGCAGUUCACGGUGGUUAUCCAGCUGAAUAUAAUCGAAUAACAAAAGAUGUUGUUGCAUUUUAUGCUGGCGAUUUUCAAGAGCUUGUGGAAAAAUUACAAUUGGAUUUACAUGAACCGCCAAUAUCGCAAUGUGUACAAUGGAUUGAGGACGCAAAAUUAAAUCAAUUACGACGACAGGGAAUUCGUUAUGCGAGAAUUAAUCUCUAUGAUAAUGAUAUUUAUUUUUUGCCACGGAAUAUUAUUCAUCAAUUUCGUACUGUUUCGGCAGUGUCGAGUAUCGCGUGGCACGUGAGAUUAAAACAGUAUUAUCCCGAGACGGCGUUUCCAUCGGGUAUUAAACAUACGCGAACACUUAGUGAAACGGCACAUAUACAUUAUAAGGAGAAGAAACAUCAUGAAAUUGAAGUGAACGAAGAGCAAAAGGAAAAUGCUGAUCGUCAACGAUUGUUGGCGGCCGAUCGUCGUGAUUCAUUGGAGGAGAAAAAGGCAAAGGAACGUGCCGCUGAAUAUCAGGGAAAUUUGAAAAAAUCCGAUCAUCAACAUGGUAAACGUAAAGAUCGGGAUCGCGCGAGACAUUCUUGUUCGUCAAAGGAGAUUAAUGAAAUAUCUCAUUCAACAUUGGAGUCGGAGAAACAUGUACUUGAACGUAAAACAAGCUCAGAGAAAAAUGAUACGCGAAGAGAGAGAAAAUCAGAUGAUAGACAUCGAAAAAGUAGCAGUAGUAGUAAAUCAUCAAGUAGUCAUCAUCGUUCCGAUGAUAGGAAAAAGCAUGAUGAUUCACGUAAAUCAGAGCAUCGUCAUUCAAAAUCAUCGAGUAGUAAUUCGAAAAAAGUUGAACACUCAACGUUUGAUUCGAAUAUUUCGAAAAAUGAUUCAACAAUAUCAAAAACGGAAAAUAUAUUGAGGGUAGAUUUGCCAGCAGUUCCUCAACAUGUGGAAAUUUCCAUUGAUGGUGAAAUGAUAUCAGCAAGGCAAGCUGCUGGCAAAACAUAUGCAACUGAAGUUGUCGAUAAAGCUCUCGAAGUUGCAAUUUACAAAUCAAAAACCGAUGUUGAUGAAGUUUGUCAAUCAUUACGAAGUGGAGUCGCUAUCGCUUCAAAAGAGAUGCUCGAGAGAAUUAGAAAGGAAAGUUUCGAAAUUGCCGAACGUUUAUUUGGCGAGGAUAAAGUCAAGGUUGAAAAAUCUUAUCGAUUAUUGGAAAUUGAAACAGUGUCGUCAUUCACGGCAAAAAUGGAGUGCGCAACUGAGAAUGCAGUGAAGGCACUCAUUGAAAUGGCCGAGGAAGAAAUGAAGGAAGCUGGUAAAAAUGAAAAACCCGAGGAAACACAAACUGAGGAUGUAAGUGAAAAACAAAAGAAUUUUAGUACAUCACUCUCGUCAUCAUUGUGUAAUUCAUCAGCUUCAAUUUCAUCAUCAUCGAAUGAAAGUGAAAGGCGCGUUAGUGUUGAUGACAAUAAAUCAUCAACAUCAUCGUCAUCAUCAUCGAGACCAACAAUUAGUGAGCACAAUAAUGAAAAUAAUGAACGUAAACACAGUAAAAAGGACAAUAAUAAAGAUGAUAGGGAUCGUAAGCAUAAAGAAAAAAGGGAUCACGAGAGACGACGCGAAAAGGAUAGAGAGAGGAGUAAACAUCACAGUAGACGACAUGAGAAAUCUGAUAAAACAGAAACAACAAAAGAUAAAGAUGAAUCGAAAUCGAAACACGAUGAAAAAAGAAAGGAUGAAAAACGAAUGGAUAAACAUAAUAAUAAAGAUUCAGGACAUAGUCAAUCGAAAGAUAAAAGUUCGAGGAAACAUGAUUCGUCAAGAUCAUCUCACAGUAGUAAUUCGGGACACAAGAGGAAAACAAGUUCAAGUUCAAGUCAAUCGGAUCAACCACCGGAAAUAAAGAGGCUUUGUACAGAUGAGAAAAUUCCCGAGGUACAAACAACUAACGAGCAGUCUGAUCAGGUGACGAGCACGUGAAUCGACGUAAGCAGUUUAAGUAAUUUAGCAGAAUUUUUACAAAUCGGUCGAUUGAACGUUCAGGAAAUACAUAAUCAUUGCAGCUAAUGUCUAAGAAGGAGUGCAUGAAAAUUUCCCAAACAAACUUUAAUAUUUAAAUCACAGAAAUUAAUCAAAUUUGAUUAUAUCGAAUUUUUAUUCUCAAAAAUAUCAUUUGGGAGAUUUUCAUGUGCCCCAACUAAAAAAAAAAAAGAAUAUAAAAUAUUUUUCAAAUAGCAGUGGAAUAUUUUAUUUUAAUUCAUUUAGCUUUUAGAGUACUUAUUUUCUUAAAUUAUUUUUUUAUCAGUUUCACUGUUAUUGGAAAAUAUUUUUAAAAAAAAUUGUACAAUGAAAAAUUCAAGUUACUUUUUAUUCUCGAGUUGAUUCGUAUUGUUAAUUUUUUUUAAAUCUAUUUUUGAUAAAAAAAAAACAAAAAAUCUUGGAUAUUUUGAAAGCUGCUUUGAUUUUGUAUUUCGGUUUAGCUCAUAUCUACAGCGUGGACCAAAAAAAAUCACUAAAUCAUCUUAACUGACUUAUCGUGAAUGGGAUAUGAAAUUAAGUUGAAACUUACAUCGAAAGCGGAUGAUGAAAAUUGCUAUUAUUUAAAUACAUUAACAUGAACGUUUAUUUGAAAAAAACGUACUAAAAAUACAGAAAAGAGAUUAAAUAGUUUUCAUGUUGGAACCAGUAAUUUUUUUUUUUUUAAAUUGUUGACUCUCAAAAAUGUUAAUAUUUUUCAAAUUCAAAAUUAUUUUUAGUUAAUUUCAAAAUAAGAUUUUAAAAAAAUAGAUAAUUUCUUUAUCAAAUGUUAUUACUUUAUUUUAAUCGUAUUUAAUUUAAGAAAGCAUAAAAAAAACUAGAAAAAAGUUUUGUUCUAGUUCCUUUGUUUAUUCGUUUUUUUUUUUUUUCAUUAAAAAUGUUCUCUUUUAACAGAAUUUGAAAUACUUUUUAAUAAUAAGGAUUUUAAAUAUUUUUUUUUUAAAUAUACCACUUUUAAAAGUUGUAAAAAAAUUAGUUUUAAUUCUUUUGUUUUUUAUUUUUCUAUUUUUUAAAGGAAAAAAAUAAAAAUGGAAAUUGUUUUGGUUCCAAAAUGAAAUCCUAUAAAUUAAUAAUCGCUUCCACGGAAACUUAGUGAGUUUAUUAAUUUUAUUGUUACUUAUAUACAUUCGUUUAGAAUGGAAAUGUAACAAGUGAACUGAUUUUUCGUUUUAAAAUUCGCAAUCAGCGAAAUUAAAUUUUUAUUUUAAGUACUAAAAAAUUUUUUUUUAACAAAAAAAAAAAAACAAAAAGAGCUUUAUUAAAUCCGAUGACAGUGAAUUUAUUUAUAAGAUAAUUUGCAAACAAUUUUUAUUCACAAGUUAUGCGCUUUGUGAAUUAAUUACACGUUAUUGAUGAGGAUGUACAAAAAAAAAAAAUUAAGAGUUUGAGAUUUCAGCAAUAUCGAUGACUCGAUAUUAUUGUAUAUAAAAAAAGUUUUUUAAAGUCUGCUGAGUUAAAAAAAUAAUGUAUCCUGGCGGACUGAUAUAUUUUACUUAAGUUAUUUAAUUGUGUAGCUUUGUAAUAAGUUAUUUAUACUCAGUGCAGUUUCUUAAAAAAAAAAUUUUUUUUUUUUAAUCAAUGUACUUCAAUGUAAAAUACCGCUUAAUUACACAUCGCUGAAUGAAAUUAAAUUUUGAAUUAAACAAAUUAGUUUUGAGAUAUAAAACUGAAUUGUAUUUUCAAAUUCAUUUAAAAAAAAAAUCUGCCUAAAUAGUCGCCGAAAAAAAUAGUUAAUUUGAAAUUUUUAAAAAUGAUUUCAGCGAAGUGUUAUAUUUUUUCUCUUUUACAAAACAAUUUACUUAGAUUUGAAAUCGCGUUGAGGCAAUGCACUGUGACAAUUCUGAGAUAAAACUACAUUUAAACCCAUGACACGACAUUUAUAAUAUUGCUACAUAAGAUAAUUUACAUUUAUAUAUUACAUAUAUUUUUCACAAUAGUAUUAUUUAAUUUUGUCAAUGCACGGUGAUGAGCACAUUUGCACUUUUUGUUUUAUCCAUUAAUUGAAAAUCGAUCUCGAAUUAAUUCUUUCAGCAUAAAUUAUUUUCCAUUUAAAAAAAAAAAUUUUUAAAUAUAAUUACAAAUUUUUAUUUAAUGAGAAUUUUUAAUUUUAAUUCAGGUGCUGAUAAACUUUUUUUUAAAAAAAGAAUUUGUUAAGUAAUUAUUGCAAGACAAGAAUAUAUUUGAGAUCGAUUUAUUACAGAUUAAAUAGUUUGUUUUAUUCGUCCCUCAUUUAUAAAAUGAGAUUAGAAGGUGUUGGUGCGUUUUCAAGUUAAUCUUAAAAAAAAAAAAAAAAAAUGCGUGUCUCGGUUUAAAAUCUUUACAGUACACAAAAAUAAUUGAGUCUCAUUAUAUAAAAGCUACCCUCGACGCAGUAUUUUCCCGUUAGUUUGACUAACAUAAAAAAAAUAUUAUAAAUGUAGAUAUAAAUUAUAGAUGCACCUAUAUAUAUAUAUUAUAUAUAUAUAAAAGAAGAGUUUGUUUAAUGCGAAAAGUUGCCCUGAGAAAAAAAAAAUGAAGAAUGUGCUGGAAUUGAAUUACUACACUGUACAUUUUUGUAAAUAACUUCCAUUAAUACGCGAAAUAUAUAUUACAAUAUUAUAUUAUAUUAUUAUAUAUUGUAUUGUAUUGAUAGAGAGCUACAGUGUUGAUUAUGACGUUGAAAGUCUAAAAAAAAAAAUUGAAAGGCAAAAAAAGAAAGAAAAAGAAAUUAUUCACACUGAUAUUUGCCACCUGACUCUAAAUAUUAUAAAGCAUUACAAUGUUCUAUUAUUAUAUAUAAGAAUAUAUUAUGUUGAUUACAAAAAAAAAUCAUAAAACAUAUAGAGAUAAAUAUAAAUAUUGUAGUAAGUAGUUUUACAUAUUGUACCCGUCACACGUGUAGAGUCGCAUUCCAGAUAGGUUUUUAAUGAAAAAAAUAAAAUUACUUUUAUCAAAGCA
Molecule: messenger RNA, 7029 nt
Organism: Leptopilina boulardi
Lineage: Eukaryota; Metazoa; Arthropoda; Insecta; Hymenoptera; Figitidae
Exons: 6
Coding region: 334-4035 (1233 amino acids)
Cellular component (GO): nucleus
Source: RefSeq, a predicted model, not a curated record